Molecule: messenger RNA, 3715 nt
Organism: Lindgomyces ingoldianus
Lineage: Eukaryota; Fungi; Ascomycota; Dothideomycetes; Pleosporales; Lindgomycetaceae
Exons: 3
Coding region: 437-3271 (944 amino acids)
Source: RefSeq, a predicted model, not a curated record
CAAGGGUCCAUAAAAAUAAACCCAUAUAUCCUACUUCAUCCUACACCAUCUCACACAGCUGAGCACCAUCUUCUGUCCUCUCCUUGAAAGUGUUUUCGCGCCCGCGACUGUCCCUCCUUCUUUCCCCCCGCGCCAGCGCCAUCCGUUACUCUCCGCAAGCCUCGUCCCACCCCAACAUUGCUCAAUUCUUCAGCCGCAGCCUUCGAUGCAGCCUGACUGACCUAUCCCCGUCGCAAGGCAGGCAGUCAUGUACUUUUGAGCACCCACCUGCUUCCUGCAUUCAACAUCCAGCACAUCACGCUGAUCACCCCCAUCGUCCGCCUAACAAUUUCCGCGAAUCCUUUGUUUUCCUGCUCGAAGUCCGUCAUUUGCUUCUGCCACACUUGUCACAACACUACCCCUCGUCUAUGAACCCGUAAAGUCGCGAAAAUUAAUAAUGUCUGCUCGCGGAGCACGAUCCCGCAAGGCCGUCGCAAAAGAUAUCGAAAAGAAGGAAAAGAAAGCUGCAUCAAACAAGAAGCCCGUUGAAUCGAUCCGAAGACCCCACGACGCGUUCACUGAUUGGCGUCCCACGCUGAACCGAAGUGGGAGGGACACGAGCACGGGCAUCCCGUCAAGGUCGAUAACCAUAUCCAGCGAUGCCAGCCGUGCGACUUCGAGAAGCAGCUCGACGCAUGCCAGUAGUGGCAGACCUCGUUUAAAUACCAUCGAUUCCCAAGACUCACUCGACUUCAAGGCGUUUCAUAGACCGAUGACCUCGCAAAGUGGUUCAGCAUCUAUCUCCGAGAGUUCCACCCAAGGGAAGGAGAAGACCAAGUACGACGCUAAUCGAAAGGGAUCCAAAGCACCUAGGGGAAGAGGUGGGGGUGUCCCGGUAAAGAAGACUGUUGUUAGCUCUCCCCCGCCUCCCUUAUUCAGAAACGAAUCGAGUGCUUCACAUGUUCCUACAAACCACAAGACAUGGCAGAACUUCCGCAUUUGGGAAGGCGGCGAGUCUGGGCUCCGUCCAUAUGGUGGUUUUGAAUAUGACGAGCAUAUGCAGAGUGGCAAUGUACUAAUUUAUUUCACAGAAGAGCAAGUAUCUGAGGAUCGGCCAGUUCCUCAGAUACGGGCAGAUCUAGAAACACUUGAGAAGUCGGGUUCAACAUGGUUGAGCAACGCUCUACUGUAUGGCAGGAUCGACGACAAUGAGGAUGAAUGGACGCUUCCGGGUAGUCCUGAAUCGUCUGUCGGCCCAAGUCAGUUCCCUGGCGCUGGACAAGGACAGCGAAGGAUGCUCGGCCCAACAUCGCCAGGAGGGAGAUCUCCGCCACCAUUCAAUAUCGACCAAGCCUACUACAGAGGGACAAUGUCCGAAACUUCAUCAAGGAACCCGUCUUAUUACCCUCCAGGGAGUGGUUUAGCGGGCCAUUUAUCACCCCCACCCUCUAAUCGCCCCAACGAAACGACGCCUACUCAUGAACUAUGGUUUACAGCUCCUGCUCAUCUUCGAACUCCUCAAGCACAACGGCUACACCAUGUCGCUGUCCGGAAUUUCAUUGCUAUGUUGCAUAAUAAACCCAUUGUCGGUGCGGAUCUAUUCGAGAUGUUGUCAACACUGCAGCCAGAGAUACAAGUCAUGUAUGAUCUGGAUCACACUGAACAGUCUAGAACAACCCCACGAGAAAGGAGUGUUCAAAUGAUCACUCAAUACCUCACUAGUCAUGGGCUAGAUGAUAUGCGAAAUAGUAUCAAGCUUGCUCUUGGACUCCUGGCAUGGUCUGAACAAGAGAGUGUGAAAUGGCGCCAAGGAUACCUUGAGAGCUUUGUCCACCUUGCCGGCAUCAUGUCUCCUCAGAUCGAAGAUCUCCCAGACUUCAAGAGACUCUCGAUUGUAACUAGGAGGAAUCUCGGGAUUGCUGCCAAAACAUUGCAAUUACAGAUUCUGGAAACUGAGGAGAAACUGGCCACAUUCGAUUUUGCCGACUUGUGGGAAGACACACCAAAAGCGAUCGGAGGAGCCGUCUAUCAAAAUUACAAUGGCUUCCGUGCCUUUUUGGUCGACUACUACACUAAGAUAUACGGAAACUGGCCUCCAAAUCAAGGGAAGAGCUGGUUGAACCGAAAAAUGGUGUUAGGCCUGCAGGAAGACUUUGGCUCCCUCUAUGACUAUCUAGUCAAUCGAGACGUCAUAUGGGACUCCCGGGAGGAACGUCCAGGCAAGAAAUGGAAAUUAGUGAACCGGUGUACCGAAGACUUCUCCCCCGAUUUCCCAGAUCUUGCUCUCACAGAUAUGCUUGUGUCGUUCGAUAACAGGCAUGGGUAUCUCCAUAUUCCGCAUCCAUAUCCGCUUUUGCCUAGAGAGGUGCCGCAAAUCAAGUCGCCGCAGAAGAGGAGUUUCUUUAGUGGGCUGAAGAAAUCGAAGGUCGAUACUAAGAAGGAUGAGAAGGCGCAUCUGCAGCUUUCCAUUGUGUUUAGCGACGCGACUAAUAUUGAGAAAUUGGAUGUUUCUUUCAACGGAAGCACUCUUAUCGACCAAUUCGAACGCUUCGAACUCAGCGCUGACCUCAAAUCUGUCACGCCCCGCGAAGCUCGCCUCGGUCGCUGGGUCCUGCUCUACGGCAUCCUGCAAGUGCUUUCUGAACUCUCCGUGGAUAUCCAGGGCCUCAAAUGGACUGAGGGGGUCCGCUACUUCCUCUGCACCGAUCUCAAGAGAUGCCCCGAUUGGGUGACAAACGGGCAAGCGGAGUACAUGGAGGCCUCACAACAACGGAGUUGGUGCUGGCAGCGCUCUUGGGAUCCUACGCCUAUUGCAGGCGCGCCGGUUGAGCUCGAGGGGUCAUGCGUUCCUGUUGGUGCUGAGAUUGACGGCGGUGGCAGUGGUACCAUGCGAAGCGAGGAUGCACAAAGUCUCGACGGCACCACGAUGCUCAACAAUGACAUCCGCCGCAUUAGCGAGAAGAUCGAUGACAUGGGUCGAAUGAGACAAUACGAACGACGCAUUGAAAAUGAGAAGAUCAAGCAGGAAGAAUUUGGGAAAACGAAACGGGAUCAAUCGUACCGUCUUACGGAGAGUGACUUUGUGGACAGGCCAUUAGUACCAUCUAGGAGCCCUCUCAGGAGCCCUGCAAGCCCCGCAAGCCCACACGUGUAUGGAAACUACCAGCCCAUGAGUCCGCAUGCUAUGAGUCCCCAGGCCAUGAGCCCACAUGCACUGAGUCCCCAGGGUUACGUUCCGCAGACUUUGAGCAACCGGGUGUACUAUCAGGAGGAUAAGCCAGGGUGGGCUUGAGCAUUCGCCUUUUAUUUCUUUUCUUGAAUUGUGUGUUAACACUUUGCUUGAUACCCUUUGGCGCUAUUUGGAUCACAUUUUCUCAGGGUGGUACGGAAAAGUUGGAUUGAGGGCGCGCGUAUGUGAAUAUACAGGGUUAUGCGAGGAUGUCAUAUUCCUUCCGGAGGCUUUGUGUUGGGGUGGAGUCUACAGUUGGGUAGUCCGUGUGAGUCGUAGCGCUAACCGCCCGGAUCGUUUCAUGGUACAGCAAAGCCUUCUUCGCCUCGAAGUUUACCCUACUUAGCUAAGUACUCGGGUUCGUAACGGGAUCUGCUGGAGUCCUUCGGUGUUUUUCCACUGUCAAGGAUGUCUGGAACUCGAUGAAAUCUUUUUAUUUUAUUUCAUGCGGCGUCAUGUAUCUGGAAGCUGGUUAGGGAGGUGAAUGGCUAGCACCUAAACAUACAU